GAGGUAAGUUCCACUGACGCUGUGUGUUCGAGUCCUAAACGGAUCUCCACUUCACUGUCUAAGUGCACUACAUUCAGUACAGAGAGGAGUUGUGAUGAGUUCAGCAGGAGUCAGACGCCGCUCCUCCAGGAGGUCUCGGGCUCCUGAUCCUCUUCCCUCACAGCCGUGUGAGGACGUGAAAACAAAGACUUCAGAUGGAGAAGUGUCCACAUGGUCAGAAGUGAAGAAAGAAGAGACGCUGGAGCUGAACAUCAGCAGCCAUGGAAGCGACCUGGACACCAAACCUGAAAAUGUCCCCAUUAAAGAGGAAGAUCCUGACAGUAAUUAUUCUGAUGCAGGCCUGGGAGUGUUUAAUAAUGGGCAGACUGUUCCAGUAGGUGCAAACCUCGGAGCCUACCAGGGAGAGCUGGUGGACAGAGAGGAGGAACAUAUGUACAGUGGAUACUCCUGGGGGACUCUGGUUGAAACCCCAAGCCAGACUGUGGUGGACCUGAGACCUGAGCUGGAGAAGCGUGAUGCAGAGAUCGAGGAGCUGAAACAGCAGCUGCGUGUCUGCAAGGCCGCACAUGUUGAAGAGGUGGAGGCCCUUAAAAGUAAGUUGCGAGUCUGCGAAGAGGCACACGCAGAUACAAAGGCAGCGCUUGCUGAUCUGGAAGCCACGCACAAAGGACUCGUUGAGACCCACAAUAAUGUUAUAACGCAACUAAGAGAGGCGCAGACAGCAUUAACAGAAGCUGUUAGGACAGGGAUGAACUGUGCACCUAAUCCAACCCCAGACUGUCUAACACCGACCGGGUCUAACAGUUCUAGUGGGGAUGCAGAGAGCAUGGAAACGUCUUCUGCCACAACAUACUUUACAAGCUGCCACCCAGAACUUCCGUUUACUCCUCCCACUACGGAGCUUCUCGAGUCGCUGAUGAUUCGGAGUCGAGGCCGGCCAGAUCGGCUCGGUUGCUUGCUGUUCCGCACUGUGGUACCGCAGGCCAUCUAUGAAGAAUGGGCCUCCACCACAAACUGGGAUGGUUCCAGGGGCAAACGUGGACUGCCCAAGAACUUAAGGCAUUUUUUAAUAGAAACAGUUACUCAGAAGUUUCCCUCCUUGACUAGCAGUGACAGCAAGCGGGUCAAGGACCGAGUGAAUGAAUUUCUACGAUCACCAAGGACCACUGUUGCACAUCGACGUGAACAAUAUUAAAGUGUUCGUCUCUUUUCUUUUUUUUUUUGGUUCUUUAUAUUUUUGGUUUUGGUUAGUUAGUUUUUUAUUAACUGUUAUCAUUUGUGGUUUAAUAUUAAAAAAAUUUGAUUUAUUUUAGUUUUCUAUUCUGAAGAAAGUUUGCUACAUUUUGUUUAUUUCUAUAUUAAAAGUUUAAUGUCCUUAACUGUAUCAAAU
Molecule: messenger RNA, 1390 nt
Organism: Clarias gariepinus (North African catfish)
Lineage: Eukaryota; Metazoa; Chordata; Actinopteri; Siluriformes; Clariidae
Exons: 4
Coding region: 95-1195 (366 amino acids)
Molecular function (GO): DNA binding
Source: RefSeq, a predicted model, not a curated record